Molecule: messenger RNA, 3000 nt
Organism: Spodoptera frugiperda (fall armyworm)
Lineage: Eukaryota; Metazoa; Arthropoda; Insecta; Lepidoptera; Noctuidae
Gene: Rab26
Product: ras-related protein Rab-37
Exons: 6
Coding region: 356-1108 (250 amino acids)
Biological process (GO): protein localization to plasma membrane; protein secretion; Golgi vesicle fusion to target membrane
Cellular component (GO): Golgi apparatus; endosome; plasma membrane
Molecular function (GO): GTP binding; GTPase activity
Source: RefSeq, a predicted model, not a curated record
UUCAGGGCAGUUCUGAAUGUGUCCUACAUCCACCGAUCCCUUAGAUAACCUCAAAAUUUCAGUUUUUGACCCGAAGUGAUCAUGUUAUCGACUAUGCACAGAUUCCUUUGGACUUUGGCCUUCAGUGUUUGCUUAGAUACGUAGUAUUUCGUUGUUUUUAUAUAGUGUGUCGUUUUUUGUGCGGUGUGGGUGUGUUGUGGUGGUAUUUGGGACGGUUUCGGCCAAUAUUCGGUUGUGUCUGGAUGGGAACAGUUGUAGGAUGUGUCGUGCAGUGCGACCGUCAUUUGUCUCCGUCUUAUGAUAGUGUUGGGUUUUGGGGCUAGUGGAUGAUUGGCAGCUGUCCUCGGUGCAUAGAAUGAGCCAAAUGGCGACAGACGACAGUAUGAGUGACGAUGUGUUUGAAGACGACACGCUGCGUGCGCCUGCGCAGUCAGCACAACGAAGCACCCCCUCCCCCACUGGGUACAGGGACUACCACCCCCCUGCUGUCACCCCUUCCCGAACACAGGAUGAUGAUGAUGUGAUUAUUCAUAAGACGAUCCUGUUGGGUGACAGUGGAGUGGGUAAAACCUCUUUGUUAGUCCAGUUCGAGACUGGAAAAUUCCAAGCUGGAAACUUCUCAGCGACUGUCGGUAUCGGAUUCACGAACAAGGUAGUGACUGUAGACGGCGUCAAAGUGAAGCUUCAGAUUUGGGACACCGCCGGCCAAGAGCGCUUCCGUAGCGUAACGCAUGCAUACUACAGAGAUGCACAUGCGUUGCUGCUCUUGUAUGACGUGACAAACAAGAUUAGUUUCGACAACAUCCGAGCGUGGCUGGGCGAGAUCCGGGAGUAUGCGCAAGAUGAUGUGGUCAUCAUGUUAUUAGGUAACAAAUCCGACAGCGGCCUAGAGAGGGCGGUGAGGCGGGAGGAGGGGCAGCGCUUAGCGAGAGAAUACCAAGUGUCGUUUAUGGAGACAUCAGCCAAAACCGGACUGAAUGUCGAAGCUGCCUUCGCCCAUGUGGCACGCUCUCUAGUAGCGAAAGCGAACCCCGUCGACCCCUCGAGGCUGGCGGUGCGCGCGCAGCCAACGCAGGAACAACGGUCUUCGUGCCCGCCAUGUUCGUAAUUCCGCGGCAAAUUCAAAUUGAGAAUGUUGAACGAUGUGGACCAAUGUUGGUGAACGAUUUCAUCAGUUGAUUAGUUGAUGCUGUGUUGAAAGGACGUAUCGUGUGUGCAUGGAAAUGGUUAUUAUAAAACGGCUAAAGUAUUGCUAUGCGUCGGACAAGGUCUAUGAAUGUGAAAUGUUAUAUAAAUUUUAUCAAAUGUAUAGUAUAAUAAAGUACCGAGUUCUAUUGUAAUUUUUGAUAAGGUACUUCGUAUAUUGUUUAUAGCUAAAUGUAUUAUGAGAACAUAAUUAAUGUUCUUACUUAUUUCCUUACUCAUUUUCCUGUUAGCCCGAGGAAGUUACCAACCUUUGAUGUUAAAAAGUCUGCUUUGUACUUUGGUCAGAAAAUGUUUGAAAGGGCUUAUAAAAUGUACUUUGAUAAAAUAUAUUUAUUGGAAUAAUAUUUACAAUUGUAGUUGCAUACUUGUCGACAAAUAAGAUAUUGUAUUGUACCUAUGGACUUGGAAAACCUAUUGUUUCUCGGAAAAUGAAGUAGAUACACCCAUACACAAGUGUGCAAGUGUGGUAACUGCAUAUUUUCUCACGGAUACUCUAUCAUGUUGUGUUAUUAGUUACUUAUAUCAAGUUUUCCAGAAUUAUAGUUAGUGCCUGGAUUAUGUGAGACUAACUGCCGUACUCAGAGACAUUUAAUGAUUACUUAAACUAUUCCUUACGGCCAUAUUCAGAGACGUUUAAUGAUUACCUACUUAAACUAUUCCUAAGUAAAGAUAGUGUUCCUAAAACAAUUGCUAAGGAAUGGGUUAAGUACUUAACCAUUAAAUAACUCUGAGUACCUACGGCUGUUACUAUCCUGCUCGUACUUUCUAAGUCAUCGAAAGAGGUGACCUAAUUUAUGUAAAGCGUGAAUAUUAUUACUUACUUAAUGACUUCAUAAAAUCGUGGUUUUCCCGAGAAAUAACCGCAGAUAUCACGUCAUUGACAAAUGAUUACCUAUACAAGCUUCAUACUACUUUCACUGUUUGUAAAUGUUCAUAAAUUAGGUCUUAAACACGGUCCAAAGUUCAGGCAAAAUGACACCUCUAACGCACAAAUCAAAUUCGACCUUAUUCUUCGCCUACGAAAGUGGAUUUUUCUAUGUUAUAAACUUAAGACAAUAGUAGAUAGAUAAUAUACUUACUGUAUGUAAUGUAACCAUAGUUUGAAUUCACUCAAUCAAUUUAUCUUCUACAGUAUAAUAGCUGCGUAUAAUCCAUAGAAUUAAAAAAAAGUUUCAUCUCACAACUACAGACACCAGCAGAUCAAACUACUCCAAUCUGUUAAUUUCUUCAUUGAAUUUCCGACUUUAUCUCCAAACAAUAAAGUUCAAAAUCCAAAGUGAUAGAAAGGAGUAGGUUGAUAUGCUGUGUAUUAAAACUAGAGUAGAAAAACUAAGUAAGGAACCCUUAUCCCUGUGAUAUCUAUUAAAUAUGUAACCUUUAUGUAUAUUUAUGUGUGUUAUACUUAUAAACCUAAGUCAACAUAUCGAAGUAAAUUACUCAAAGAGAAUCAAUCUUGGAUUUACUGAAGAGCUUUUUGUUGCAAAAGGAAAUCAGAUAUAAGAUUAUGAGGAGGUAAUAGUAAUAUUUUUAUUAUACAUUGUCAUUGAAGGGAUAAGCUUAUCAAAGAGAAUAAUAUUGCAAAGAAAAAAGAUUAUCUUACGAAUAAAGGAACAAGCCCUUCAUGUGCCAGUAUCUGGUUGCCGGUUUGUUUCGCUGCACGGAACAACUCUUGGUGUGAAUCAUAAAUUGUUGUUCCGGGUCUGGGUAUCAUUAAACUUGUAUGUUUCUAAACUUACCCACGACACAAGAGAAAACGUUAGCGCAGGGGUAAUGAAAAAAAGUAUCUACAAUAGU